UGAACAUAUGUUACUGUACUGAGCAGUACAACACAGUUUAGCACCUCAGACUUCAUUGUUUUCAUGUGUAAAAGUUGACAGCUGACUCCUCAUCAACAUGGAUAGCGCUUUUGAUAAACUGGAUGCAGCUGGUUUUCUGGAAAUCUGGCAGCACUUUGAUGCAGAUGACAACGGCUACAUCGAGGGCAAAGAGCUCGACGACUUUUUCCGUCACAUGAUGCAGAGACUCGGUCCACAGGAGAAAGUCACUGAGGAAAGAGUCCAGAGGAUGAAGCAGAGGUUCAUGUCUGCAUACGACGUUACUGCUGACGGGAAACUGCAGAUUCAGGAGUUGGCCCACAUGAUUCUGCCCGAAGAUGAAAACUUCCUGUUAGUUUUCCGCAGAGAAGCUCCACUGGACAACAGUGUUGAUUUCAUGAAGAUCUGGAGGAAGUACGACGUCGACUGCAGCGGCUACAUAUCUGCUCAGGAGCUCAAGGCCUUCCUGAAAGACUUGUUCCAGCAGCACCGCAAGGAAGUGCCAUCCGAUAAGCUGGACGAGUACACCGACGCAAUGAUGAAAAUCUUUGACAAAAGCAAGGAUGGGCGUCUGGAUCUGAACGACUUGGCCAGGAUCUUGGAUUUACAAGAGAAUUUCCUGAUCCAGUUCCAGAUGGAUGCCAGCAGCAAAGAGGAGAGAAAGAGAGACUUUGAGAAGAUCUUUGACCAUUAUGAUGUUAGUAAAACUGGAGCUCUGGAGGGUCCUGAGGUGGACGGAUUUGUCAAAGACAUGAUGGAGCUGGUCAGGCCCAACAUCACAGGUCCUGAUCUAGACAAAUUACGAGUCGUUCUGCUGCGUCACUGCGACGCAAACAAGGACGGAAAGAUCCAGAAGAAUGAGCUGGCUCUGUGUCUGGGAGUCAAACCCACACCUUAGACCUGGAUUAUAACCAGCCUGAUGUUCUGGUCCAGGUCGGUCUGAUUCCUGGGUCAUUUAAAGGUCAAUGUUCAUAACGUUUGUCUGGAUAAGAUAAAAACUCAGUCUGACACUAUGUAAGUAAAGGAAAUAAAUUAGCUGAGAUGAGUUUCUUGUGCAUGUUUAAGACCAGAAUUCAAGAAUGAGAUGUGAGUGUUUAUUGGUUUAAAUGGUCUGUGCUGUGAGGGGUAUUCGUCCGUAUGCUGCUCAGAAAAACAUCUAAAAACAUGAUGUUUGAACCUGAAGCACACUGACUUACUAACAUCUGGCCUCCUGCAUGUUUCUCUGAAUCAAAGUGCAGGGUGCUGCUUUGUGUGUUUUUAAUAUAAAGUUCAUUUAAGAAAAUAAACAAUCAUGGCAUGUUGUUGA
Acanthochromis polyacanthus (spiny chromis) is the source of this 1324-nucleotide messenger RNA. RefSeq names its product secretagogin-like. The transcript is spliced from 11 exons. NCBI's taxonomy places the organism in Eukaryota, Metazoa, Chordata, Actinopteri, Pomacentridae. Gene Ontology annotation, molecular function: calcium ion binding. Gene Ontology annotation, cellular component: terminal bouton; cytosol; dendrite. The record is from RefSeq and is a predicted model, not a curated record. Bases 98 to 916 code for a protein of 272 amino acids. Gene Ontology annotation, biological process: regulation of presynaptic cytosolic calcium ion concentration; regulation of long-term synaptic potentiation.